CCUCGGGAAGCGAGACGACGCUUUCUGCGGCUCUUUGGUCUGGUCAAUGCCUUGAUCCUUCCACGUGCGCGUAGCUUGUGUCGCGCUCGAGAUCUUCGCGCUAGUCUGCCUUCACAGUGUCGCGCUCGAGGCCUUCGCGCUGAACCGCGCUGGGGGCCUUCGGUCGCGUCGCGUCCUGCAGGAUUUGGCGGUAUUUGGGGUAGUGUCAGUGCAUUCCUCUGGCGCGGCUAGGUCCGAGUCACAUGCCCAACAACUGUGUUUGUAGAUCUGCCUCUACUAUGUUUUUCUCCCAGCCAGCAAUCCAUGUUCAUCGUUCGUCGUCUUCUCCUCGCCUGCUCGUCGUCUUCCCCCGGCCGUUCGUCUUUGCCGUCGUGGUCGCCGUCUUCAUUCCCGAUUCCACCGAGGUCAUCGAUAAGCAACCUCCAUAUAUUCUCUGCCAGCGACCUUCUGCUCUUCAAUCUCUGGCGACACCAUCACCCAACCAGGUUUGUUCCUUCUACCCGCUACGUGUAUCAUCCGUCAACAUGCCCCUCACCGGAACCUCGCUUGUCCCUUCCCCCGCCAUCACACGCCUGUCCUUUCUCCCUUUCAAUUUUGAUAUCCAUUUCGCUUUUGCAGGUUUCUCAAUUGAUUAGUUGGUUGGCUGGAGCAAAAGAAAAUUGUGUGUGAUAUAAUUGAUUUUGGAUAGAAAUUGAUUUGUAUAGAUUAGGGGCAGGGUGAUUUCGGCUAGCUUUGAAGAGACAUAAUGGGUUGACAGAAACAGUGAAGUGAGAUAACUUGCAGGGGCAGGGUGAUUUCGGCUAGCUUUGAAGAGACAUAAUGGGUUGACAGAAACAGUGAAGUGAGAUAACUUGCAGGGGAUUGUGGGUGCUUUGAGUUUGUUUCUGUUUCCAUUGUCAUAUGCAACAAAACACUAAUCAUGAUUUUCUUUUUCCCGAGUUAUCUGUUAAUAAUCAUAGACUGUUUUUGUUAAAAUAAAAGUUAGGACGAGAAUUAGUUAUCCCUUAAUAAAGGGUUAGUAAAUCG
Linum trigynum is the source of this 1026-nucleotide messenger RNA. Lineage: Eukaryota; Viridiplantae; Streptophyta; Magnoliopsida; Malpighiales; Linaceae. The record is from the annotation of a GenBank genome assembly.